Xenia sp. Carnegie-2017 is the source of this 978-nucleotide messenger RNA. Its product is annotated as WD repeat-containing protein 90-like. The coding region runs from base 1 to 951 and encodes 316 amino acids. Gene Ontology annotation, molecular function: protein binding. The transcript has 7 exons. NCBI's taxonomy places the organism in Eukaryota, Metazoa, Cnidaria, Anthozoa, Malacalcyonacea, Xeniidae. The record is from RefSeq and is a predicted model, not a curated record.
AUGGGCUUGGUGGAAAGCUCUCCUCUUCCCAAAUUGAAUUUUGAAUGGAUUGGCUUUCAAACGCAAAUUCCUUGCGAAUACACUUGUUUGUUCGUUUAUACCAGUGGCUGCAUCGUUAUCAUCGAAGAUCUUCAUGAUGGCAAACAAAAACAUCUCAUGCAACAUUUUGAAGAGAUUUCCACGAUAGCUCUUCAACACGAUGUUCAGGUUCUUGCCUCGGCAUGGGGGUCCUCGAAGACGGUGGCGUCAUGCAUUUGUAUCUGGGAUAUUGCAUCUGGUGAUUGUAAAAAGAUGCUGACAUAUCACUCCUAUGAGAUUGUUGGCCUUCAUUUCUCAAGAGACGAUCGUUUUCUGAUCUCAGUCGGAGAUUACAGGGAGUGUUCCGUGGUAAUAUGGGGUACUAAGGACUACAAUGUACUCACAUCGUCCUAUACUAAAACUCCAAUCCAUGACAUCGCAUGGGAUCCUUGUACGAUGAACGAGUUUGUGUCGGUCGGACAAGAUGGUCACGUGCUGUUUUGGUUACUGGAAGAAUCUCGUGGAUCUUUCAACUUGAAUGUUUGCGAAGGGAAAGUUCCCGAUGAUUUGUUAUACACUUCAAAGCAGAAUGACUCCAUGGUACAUUUUACAAGUGUCGGCUAUGCUGGUGAUAAUAUGCUAUAUAUAGGCAAUAAUGCUGGAAUUAUAUCCGCUUGGGAUACAAGACAAAACAAGUGUUUUAUGCACUGGCUUUCUGACGAUUCUGAAAUCGAUGUAAUUGUUUGUCAUCGUGGCUCGCUGAUUACCGGAAGCUCAUCGGGGCAUCUUCGUCUUUGGUCUGUUGUAGGCGUUGGAGAGAUGAGAUUGCCCGGAGAGAAUGAUGUGUAUGUUUCUUUUCAGUUAUUUUUUUUUCAUGAUAAUUAUCACGCAGACACUAAGGGGAAAGUUUUCAACUUAGAAUUGCCGAAAUAGUUCAAUUGUGUUGUGAUAACUUUGCGU